Molecule: messenger RNA, 1246 nt
Organism: Ochotona curzoniae (black-lipped pika)
Lineage: Eukaryota; Metazoa; Chordata; Mammalia; Lagomorpha; Ochotonidae
Gene: CEP15
Product: chromosome unknown C3orf14 homolog
Exons: 5
Coding region: 109-486 (125 amino acids)
Source: RefSeq, a predicted model, not a curated record
CCGGAAGAGCUCCGAGGCGGGUUUGGGGGAUGAAGUCCACCCGCGGUGGCCGCCUGGACUGUCGGACGGUGACAUCGCAGGAGAGUCCUUAGUUCACAGCUCUGGUUAAUGAUGACUUCCUUAUUCACUCAAGAAAUUCGCCUUUCUAAAAGACAUGAAGAAAUAGUAUCACAAAGAUUAAUGUUGCUUCAAAAAAUGGAGAAAAAAUUAGAAGACCAAAAUGCAGAAAGGGCAUCUCAGCUGCAAGCCAUGGAAACUGCUUUGAAAAGGAAUCAUAAUCUUUUAAAGGAUGUAGAGGCGGCCGAGAAGUCCCUGCAGGCCAGGCUCCGCUCACCCCCGUGCCCUGAGCUGGUUUCUCUAGAGACUCGUUACUGGGCAUCAGUAGAAGAAUAUAUUCCCAAAUGGAAACAGUUUCUUUUAGGCAAAGAACCAUAUCCUACUGGUGUUGAAAGUCCAAAAGAAGCAGAAAAAAACCUUUCAGCAUGAAGCACAGCGAUAACUCCUUCCGGUGCUGUUCCAGAGCGCUUGCUUCAGGAAGCUGCGUGUGAAGGCGUGUGUAGGUAACCCUGUUAUCUUGAGGAGGUGACUGUUCUCCUGCUGUUCCUUACCUCCUUCGGGAAUCUUCUGGGAAAUCUCAGGUUAUCACUUAUUUUUCAAAGUCAUGCAAUGCCUUGUAUUAAAACUGUGGGUGAAGAAAAACUGAGAGAAAUAUCAUUCCCCUACUCCUGUUUUAAAAUAAUAUUAAUAAUAAUAAUCCUGUACUGUGUUCAUUAAGUGAACUUCAGAUGAGCGUUGUGUUUUUAAGAAAAAAAAUUAGAAUUAUUCUCAUCUCCACCGUCAUAUGACCAUCGUUUUAAGUUUUCCAGAAUCUUGACUUUUCACUUGUUUUAUUAUGGAGACAAGAUACCAAAGGAGUUACCUGCUUAAUAACGUGGUCGCUCGUGGCAAGUGAAGACAGCGACCCUCUGUGGGCCUUCGUGUCCCGUUCAUCACAGAGCCCCGAGAUCAGUGCCUCUCACAGGAAGAGUCCUCCAAAAGUCCAGGUGGCAGCGGGCGCCAGGCUGUACCACAUCUGCCAAGCAGUCGGUCUCCGGAGGGCACAGACUUGGUGCUGGAAUCGGAGAGCUAUUCAAAAUAGGAACAGUUACUGGAUUUCAACACAGUUACUUGGGAUUGGCAACCAAGCAAAUGCAAAGACACCUCAUUCUCACCUUUUCACCUUUAAACUUGCCCCUUUCCCUCUGUU